This is a messenger RNA of Hypanus sabinus (Atlantic stingray), 7430 nucleotides long. Its product is annotated as guanine nucleotide-binding protein G(I)/G(S)/G(O) subunit gamma-4. Gene Ontology annotation, biological process: G protein-coupled receptor signaling pathway. The transcript is spliced from 4 exons. The record is from RefSeq and is a predicted model, not a curated record. Gene Ontology annotation, molecular function: G-protein beta-subunit binding. The coding region runs from base 394 to 609 and encodes 71 amino acids. Gene Ontology annotation, cellular component: heterotrimeric G-protein complex. Lineage: Eukaryota; Metazoa; Chordata; Chondrichthyes; Myliobatiformes; Dasyatidae.
AUUCUCGGAUGUAAACCCUCCUCUUGGCUCGGCGUUCGGCGUUGGUCGCAGGCGGCGCCCGGGACGGCUCUCGGGUAGAUCCUCCUCUCUCGAACAGAAAAGGAGUGGGACGGCAGCCCUGCGCUCCAGAGAGAAACAGCAGCAUGCGGAUGUAAGAGAGAGGAGUAUGUUGUCGGCGACAAUGCCAGGCAGUGUCUGAACUCCUUGGGGCUUGAAGAUCGGCGCUGCUGUCUGUAAAACGCGGGUUUGGGGAGCCGUCGGCGGCAUCAGGGAGCAGAACCGACCGGGGACUGCGGGGUGCUGAGAGGAGGGGUGGAGUCGAAGAGCCUGGCCAGAACAUCCUGUUUCCUGAAAGCAGAGUUCAAGUUCAAAGCUUGCUGGGUGCCAGGAAAGAUGUCGAGCAACAACACAGCCAGUAUAUCUCAGGCCAGGAAAGCGGUGGAGCAGCUGAAAAUGGAAGCUUGUAUGGACAGAAUGAAGGUUUCAAAGGCAUCAGCUGACCUGAUGGCUUACUGCGAUGCUCACCUCAGGGAUGACCCACUCAUUGCCCCACUGCCUGCUUCAGAGAACCCCUUCAGGGAGAAGAAGUUCUUCUGUGUCAUCCUCUGACAACAUCCAAGAAAGAGGGCUGAGAGGUGGGGUAUACUAUGUCCAAACAGAAGACUGGUUGUUAGGAGUCACAUGUGCAUGCUGUAAUCACUGCACCUAUUUAGAGGAAUAACCGUUACUAAGUGUUUUAUGUUGAUCAUGAUUUUGAUGGCACAGUAUUGUGUCAGUUACACAAUCACAAGAUAAUUUUUUAUGAAUUUAGAUGACUUUUUCUAACUAGAUCCUUGUGUUUUGUAUAUUUAAUAUAAAAUGUUAAAGCACAAUUCAUUGGUGGCAACAGGAAAGAGUGACUUUGCAGAGAAGUUAAGUAUAAUCAUUCUAUUUUUAAUGACUAUACAUACCUAGUGAGAGAAACUGAAUUUACCCAAUCUCAACAGUACUGAAGUUCCAUGUAAAGGGCCAAAUACUAAGAAAUGUUUAUUGUGAAACUAACCUGAAUAAGAAACAAAAAUAACUUGUUUUUAUAGAAAAUUAUCUUUUGCUGUCUCAAUACAGAUCUAACAAUAUCCUGAUUGAUCUGACAAUAGUUUUGAAUAGCUUCCUUAUUUCGAAAUUCAAAGUAAAUUUAUUAAUUGACUUACAUGUAUAUUACUGGGUACUAUCUUGAGAUUGAUUUCCUAUAUCUAAAAACAUUGCCAGGUUUAAUAGCUUAAUUGGUGAUAUUUUCAAACAGUUUGGGGCUUGAAUCUAUUUUCCAAGAUCCCAGCUGUACUGAACAUGGAACUUGCAGCACAGAAACAGUUGUAUGUUGGUGCAUAUGCUGCACAUGAGGUGUUUGCACUCAUCUUCAUCUCACCCUGUUAACAAACCCUUCUGUUGCUUUGUUGCUCCUUUUGAAUGUGCUGAUAGAUGCCACAUUUCACAAUUUCCUGAGUGAAUGGGAGAAGAAGAGGGAAUUCCCUACUGGACUCACUAGUCACUUUCUUGUAUUAAUAUCCUCAAUAUUUGGUCUCUACUGUAAGUAGAAACAACUUCCACGUUCUGAAAGACAGUCCUCUUUGCAGAAAACAGCAAGUUUUUCUCUGUAUUUGAAGAGACUGCAUACUUGAAGAAUGAGAGCCAUUUUUUGAAUCAAGCAAUCUUGAGCGAGGUUCCUUACAUAAUGGAUUGUGGGCUAUUUAUUAAGUGAAGAUUAGUGAGUUUGGGAUAUCCCCAAGUAGCAGAGUGCAGCAAAAUUGCAAUCAGCUAAAUUGCUCUCCUUUAUUUCAGAGAAAUGAUUUAUGAUGACUUCUGCCUAUUCUUUUUUAAAGUACGUUGUGAAGGACAUAGAAUGGGAGCCUUGUGAAAUGGGAAGUGAGGGUGUCAUUGCCAAUUAACUGGAAUCUGGCAACUUGCACUCAUUUCUCAAUCAUGGGAUUCUAGGGCACCACUUACUAUUGGACAGGCAUUUUACUUACUCUCAAAUGGUGGUUGUCCAUUGUAUCCAACAAUGAAAGGAAACCUGUGUGGGAAAGUUUUUAGAGUGAAAAAGCUGCUGCAUUGGGGCAGUUCCGCUUUCUCAACCUCAGAAGUUUGGGAUUAGUGGUAUGAAAAAGCAGCACAAAUUGGAGUUAGUGUCUGACCAUGACAUCUUCUGUGCCUUGUCAUGCCCUUUUGCUGUCCUUGGAAUGUUAAAUGUUGCAGUACCUCCAUUCUGGCCGUUAGAUCUCAUCCGCCCAGUCCACCAGAGCUGACUUUGCAUGCUGGGACAGGCAUGUCCCUAAUUCUCAUUGGCUUUUAACAUGGAUUUAAUUGGUUAUUAAAAUCUGAAAUAUAUAUUAUAAUUGAUAUUUAAAUAUGCAAAUGAUGGGAUUCUGAGGUGCACCAAGUUUCUAAUGGAUCAAUAUUUGUAAAGAACUAGUCAAAUUCUGUAUAAAAAUGGCAAUUUUUUUGUUCAGACUUCAGAACAGGGUGAUGACAGAGACUGUGCUGUUCCCCUUGUGCACAAGUUAAUAAAAUGUAAUUGAGGAAUUAAUGCAGAUUGUCAGAAUCCAGUUAACUGGCAAUGACGGGAAGCUUGGAAGCACAGAAAUGGUGAACUCAGUACUCAGUCAUCACAGUUUUAAUCAAUUAAAAUAUCUUCAAUGUAUAUUUAACAUGAAAUACAAUAAUAAGAAUUUAACAUGAAUGUGAGUUAUUAUGUUGAUCAGAACAUUAUGGAGCAGUUCCUCCUAGGAAGGAUGCUGGCAACUAAGAUUGUUCAUCAUAUAGGAGGUUUUCUGGACAGCUGAGUGCAGUGCAAAGAAUCGAAAAUGCACCAAACACAUUUCCAGAUGAAAUAACCACUCGACUGAUUUUGUGUGGUGGCUGCUGUUGGUAUCUGCAAAAUCCCCUGAACUGAGGAGACAUUAGAAUCAUUUAUCACAUCCAUACAAUGGAUGUUCAAGAGUACAGCUUUGCAAACUUCAGCUAAACACACAGGAAAGCAGGUUUUGUUACUUACCACAAAAAAAGCCAUUUAUGUUUCCAAAGCUGAACAGAAAGAGGUUGCAUUCUUGAUGCUAUAAACACAAUGGAGAAGGCAAAGAUUCAAGAUUGUUGAUUGUCAUUCUUCAGCACACUAGUUUAAAGGAAGACAAAAUGAUUGUUCAUUGACAAAAAUAAUUGCUGUAUCAUAAUCCCGAACUAGAUCUUGGAUGGGUAAGAACGGAUUAGGAUAAGUAACAAAAGUUUGUCAAUAGGUUUCAAAGUGAGUCAUGAAUGAAGAAAGACAGUUGAAGGAAUUCCAGAGUUCCGAAUUUACAGGGCUCUGGAGAUCAGCUUAAAACAAGAAGUUGAAGGCAAGGCUUUACACUGAAAGUGAUAACCAGCUGGAAAUGGGUCAGAGUCAGGAUCUGGUCAGCUAAGGAAUAUAGACAGGCUGGUAUUUAGCAGGCAGAAGUGUAAAAGCCCAUGAGACUGCCUUCAACAGAACUGGUCUUGUGAUGUUGGUUUCAUCUAAAAUGAAUAGGAGUACAUCAAACGUAUGAUAAUAGCCAAAAAUGUACAUCUUUCAAUUCAGCACAAUUGCACUGUAAAUCUGAAUGUCAAAUAUAAAUUGAUUAAAAAUUAAUUCCAGUAUUUAACUUUUGAUGUGGUGAUUGUGCACUCUGGGUAACCAUGUUUCCAAGUUCAGCACUUAGUAAUCCUCACAUAAUAAAAAAAAUCAAUCAACAUUGGUUCCCCCUCCCUUUGAUUUAUUUCCAUUUUAUUUUACCUUAUUUCUUUUAACUUCUUAAAUGUUUUUGAAAAUAUGCUAAAGGGGAAAUGUAGUUUGCCACAGCUAUCAGAUGUUCCCAUAAUAAGGGAGAGAUCAUUUAUCAAUCAUGUCAUGUUACUUUGCUUUUCAUGUUCAAAACUAGAGGCAGACUUGGAACAAGCAUCUUGGUACAAAGAGUUUUUUGAAUGAAAAAAAAACAAAAUGUCAAUAAAUAGUUGCCAACUUUCCAGGAUUGCCCUGGAGUCUCCAGGAGUAAAAGGUUAAUCCCUUCAACAGCGCCAGUGAACAAUAUCCAGGGGGAAAAGAAUUGCAGUCCAUUGAAAAAAAAUUUAAAAAGAAAAUUAUGGAAACUCAUUAGUUUUAAAAGUAUUAGAGAUGGCGGGGGUUAGAUUGCUUGCAAGGAUGAGACAGUUAUAGGUAGAUAUUCUGUGAAUUUUUCAGGAGUAAGUCUGACUAUAGUUGGUAAGCCCUCGUAGCAAAAACCUUGCAAUGUGUAGGCAUUAAUGUUUUGUUCAUGUUUGAGGGGAGAAAAACAACUACCUUAAUAUCAUUCUUUAACUACUUGUAGAAAACAAUUUUAACUAAUGACUUUCUAGAAAGGGGGGAUAUCUUUAGUUUAUCAAGGUUUCUUGAUCACAAGGUUCUCACAGAUGCAGAAGGUAAGUUGGCUGUGUACCCCUUUGUUCUGAUUCAUUAAUAAAUGAUUCCAUGCCUUUCGCUCAUUAGUCAUUCCCUGUCCUAAGCACUGUAUACAGAAUAAUUUUCAGAGAUCUGUCCUAAAAUUGUUCUAAUAGAGCUACCACCCUAUGGUCCCACUUCCUUCAGUUUAUACUUUCCAUUCUAUUAACAAUUGUGUACCUCUGUAUGGGCUCACAACUCAGGUGCCAUUCUUCCAGGCUGAAUGACACAAUAUUUCUCAUGUUUAUUCAUAUCUCUGAUAUAUUCUUUAAUAAUUUUAGUUUUAUGCAGUUAUGGGGAGAAUAUACUAACAUGUCCUUAACAGACUGUGGCAAGAAUUGAAUCUGGGCUUCUGUAAGAGAGCAUUACACUAACACUAUGAUCCAGUGCUGCUCCUACACUACCACAUCAGAAUUAGUCUCCUGGCCUUUCCCUACACAUUUGAAUUCAUGAAUGUACUUGGUUACCAAAAAUGUGGUCUGUUUAGGAGUACAGUCAGCCCUUCUUAUCCGCGGAUUCCACAUGCACAGAUUCAACCAACCGCGUAUUGGGAAAACCUGGAAGUUCUUUCUCCGGCACUCGUUGUUUGAGCAUGUACAGACUAUUUUUUCUUGUCAUUUUUCCCUAAACAAUACAACUAUUUACAUAGCAUUUACAUUGUAUUAAGUAUUAUAAGUAAUCUAGAAAUGACUUAAAAGUACAGGCAGUCGGAACAGGUACAUCCGAUAUUAUUUAGUGACCAUUAGUCAAACAUUUUUCUUAGUAUAUAGUACAUAUUUUACCUUUCUAUGCAUAUAAAACACUUAAGAAACAUACGUAUUUCAAUAAUUAAACCACUGCGUUGCUUAGUAAUAAUUGUAGCUUUCAUCGGGGGCAGGACCUUUCACAUGCUCUCAUUAAAAUUGUUCCGAUUGUUGACCGACAUAGCCUAACGCUUUUCCAAUGACCAAUGGCAUUUCACUUCUUUCCGAUCACUUUAUUACUUCCACCUUAUUUUCAAUUGCGAUCGUGAUUAUUUUCAUGAACAGAAACCUUGCGGAUUCAGAGCUGCGCCAGGUCCUAACGUCCACCGCAUUGAACAUGUUAAAUAAAGUCCGGGGUUCCGCUGGGUCCUAAAGACAACCGCACUGAGCCAGGUUAAAUAAGGGGCUUGAGCAUCCGCAUUUUUUGGUAUCCGCAGGGGGUCCCGGAACCAAUCCCCCGCCGAUAAGGAGGGCUGACUAUACUCUUUUCAGAAAUGAAGAUUGCAUGUGAAAUACCCAUCUGCUGGGUGAUCUUAACAUCACAUGAAUGAGAAAUGACUGAGAUAAUGCUAAAACUUCGCAAAUUUCUCUUUUUAACAGUUUACCAGUAAUUAUGUAUUAAAACAAGUGAUAAAACAUGUUAACACUUGCUUUAACAUCCCAGACUAUGUCAUUACUCCUGUAGUAUAUUUAAAAAUUAACUUUGAAAUCUGUUAGAUUUCAACUCAAAAAAACUAGGUUCAGUACAUUUAUAAUGAUAUGUCAUUUCAUCCCUCAUUAUAAGAAAUAUUACUCAUGGAAAGCACAUUUAUUUUCCUUUGCCAGUUUUCCCUCCCAGAGAUACAGUAGCUGUCUGAUACAUCGCUCCUUGUAACAAACCUGUUGUAAGAACCAUCAAAAUAUCUGUUCAAAUUACUUGCUAAUCAUAGACACACAAUUUGUAUAGGAGUUCAUACACUCAGUACGAGUAUGGUUGGAAUUAAUGAUGAGAUCCACAAAUGACUACGCGAAGGAGGGCUUAGCUUGAUCAUGAUUGUGGCAUUCCUACACCAAGGAGACAUCAGACAUUAGCGUGACACUAUUUCAGAUUGGGACAUUGGAGUUCAGAGUUCAAUUCUAGUGUCCUGUAAGAAAGUUUGUAUGUUCUUCCCAUGUGGGCGAGAGUUUCCUUUGGGUGCUCUAGUUUCCUCCCACACACUAAAGACAGUUAGUAACUGAUCAUUGUAAAUUGUCCCGUGAUUAGGCUAGGGUUAAAUCGGUGGGUCGAUGGGAGGGUCAAAGGCCUGUUCUGUGCUGUAUCUAUAAAUUAAUUAACUAAUUAAUCAAUUGGUAUUUCUGACAGACGAAUAUUUGCUUUUGGAUUGGAAAAUUAAUGAAUUGGCAUCUUGAUAGCAGAGAUCAGAAUUUUGGGAGAUAUAGGCAAAGGAGAUAAUAUGCAUCACAUCCAAAAGAUACAGCACAGUGCAGCAGAAAUAGAGGGGGUUGAACUGGGGAGUGGAAUCGAGCCCAUAUGGAUAAGGAUCAGAAAAUGUAAUCCCUAAUCACAAGCAAAAUGGGAAUCCAGAGUAACACACACAAAAUUCUGGAGGAGAAAUAAACAGUCAACAUCUUGGACUGAGACCCUUCAUUAGAACCGCUAAUGGGGAAGAUGCCUGAAUAAGAAGGUGGGAGGCGGGAGAACAAGCUGGCAGGUCAAAUAGAAAUGGACAUUCAAAGUUAAGUCACUAACUUUGACAAAAUAUUGUAAAUUAAUUUGCUGCAAUUGAUCAAGUAAAACAAAAUCUGGCAUUGGGGUAAAACAACUUGCCGUGUUUUGCGAUAAUGCGUAGAAAGCCAUGAGGAAUGUGCUGAGUCUGCUGCCCUUUGUUUACUUUGAAAACUAUUAAGAACACUCAUAUAUGAAAGAACAUUUUGAAGGAAAAAAAUUCAAACUUUGUGUCAAUCCUUGUGUCCUACUUCCUGGGAGAAAAGCACAAAGAUUCUUCUUAUGGUCUUUUAAUUCUUUUCCAACACAUGGCACUCACAUGGGAAGCAACUGAAACUUGCUGCACCAUUGCAUGAUAAAAAUAUUGUAAUUCACCUCAACCUGUUAAGUUUAACAUUGCAUCUCCGAGAAAUUUGAAUGAAAAUUAAGUCCAAACCUUAGUUUGUUACACUAUGAGUCAGAUACGCAAAUUGAUUGGUUAUUGCCUGUUUGGUGAUUAGUACAGAUUAUGAAGCAA